CGCGUGGCUAGUCUUGUCAGAUGUAAACAAAGCCGGCGUGCGUUUGGUUAAACGCUAAAAUAAAGGUUAAAGCGAGCAAAGUAUUUGGAGGUUAUUGCGCAUUAUCGUUGUGUGGACUCUAGUAAUGACUGUCUAUCGUUGUCAGUGUGGGCGCGUCUGUUAUUUAAGCUAAAUCAACAAUGUUAGCUUGUUGUUGCUGCUUCUAGUGCUGCCAGGGCGCCCAUUUUACAGCACAGGGAGGUUGAUUCAACACUUAACUGACCCUUGGACCCUAAAAAAAACAAGCUUUAUCUUCCCUGCUUCACAAGUUGCUCCACCAAAACGGGAUCAUGAAGUUUUUGGACCUUUUUGGGCGACUAAAAUCCGUGGUUAUUGGAAUGAUUCAUGUUAAAGCCUUACCAGGUAAACAAAGACUGCACUGAGCAGUGACCUGCAAUGCUCAAAUGCACCCCCCUGGGUUGUAUGAAAAUGUCCCAAAUCACUGAAGAAGCAUGCAGGGAGGCAACAAUCUACCGUGAUGCUGGGAUUGAUGGUGUGAUCAUUGAGAACAUGCAUGAUAUCCCUUACUCGUUCUCUGUGGGCCCCGAGGUGACUGCCUGUAUGACGACAGUAUGCACCGCCGUGAGAAGCAUCUGUCCAAGCCUACCGCUCGGAGUGCAGAUACUGUCCUCUGCUAACCAGCAGGCGCUGGCCGUGGCGCUGGCUUCAGGUGUGGAUUUCAUCAGGGCCGAGGGUUUUGUCUUUUCUCACGUGGCUGAUGAGGGUCUCCUGAAUGCCUGCGCCGGAGACUUACUGAGAUAUCGCAAGCAGAUCGGAGCUGAGCAUGUGCAGAUCUUCACUGACAUCAAGAAGAAGCACAGCUCCCAUGCGCUGACAUCAGACGUGAGCAUUGAAGAGACGGCACGUGCCGCCGAGUUCUUCCUCUCAGAUGGACUCAUCAUCACGGGAGUGGCCACCGGAACGCAGGCUGACCCGCGGGAGCUCAGAGAGGUUUCCCAGUCUGUGAGGAUCCCAGUGCUAAUAGGAUCUGGAGUGACCUACGACAACAUUGAACGCUACCUCGAUGCAAAUGGAAUGAUCAUUGGUUCUCACUUCAAGGAGGGAGGCCACUGGGCCAACGCGGUCGACCCGGAGCGAGUGAAGAGGUUCAUGGGAAAGAUACGUGACCUUCGAAAAUGAGCGAUUUCAUCGCUUCAGUGCCUUAAACAUGUUUAAUUAGAUUGUGCAAUUACUGUGUGUAUACUGCCACAUUAAACACAUACAGCCGCCAACUUAA
Sebastes umbrosus (honeycomb rockfish) is the source of this 1276-nucleotide messenger RNA. RefSeq lists its product as uncharacterized. Bases 436 to 1179 code for a protein of 247 amino acids. The transcript has 6 exons. The record is from RefSeq and is a predicted model, not a curated record. Lineage: Eukaryota; Metazoa; Chordata; Actinopteri; Perciformes; Sebastidae.